Leishmania mexicana MHOM/GT/2001/U1103 is the source of this 954-nucleotide messenger RNA. RefSeq lists its product as hypothetical. NCBI's taxonomy places the organism in Eukaryota, Euglenozoa, Kinetoplastea, Trypanosomatida, Trypanosomatidae. The coding region runs from base 1 to 954 and encodes 317 amino acids. The transcript has a single exon. The record is from RefSeq and is a predicted model, not a curated record.
AUGGAAGGUCGUCUUGUUAUUGUGCCACGGGAUGGCCUGCACAAGACAUCCAUGUUUCUCGUUGGCAAUGCACGUCGCUGCAUUCUCGCUGUCGGGUCCCAGCCAGAGGGACUGCUCGCCACCCCGUAUGUGCAGCAGAUGGCGGACGCCUUGAAAGGGGAAUGGGCGAUUGCUCACGUGGUGCUGGGCAGCAGCCAUGUCGGGCGAUCUGCCCCCAGCCACGAGGCAGACGCAGACGACGUGGAUGCCGUGCUGGGGCUCCUGGUGAAGGAGCACAACAUGGACGAGGUGGUCCUGUAUGCUAGUGGAACUGGCGUGCAGGUUGCACUGGAGGCGCUGGCGUUGGGUGCUCAUGCGGAAGUGGUGACGCGCGUCAUCCUGCAAGGAGGCAUCGUGUCACCGAAGAGCAGCAAACUCUUUUCUGUAGAAGCAACCAAACGCCGCCUCGAGGUGGCGCGUGCGCUCAUCGCAGAGAAGCGCGGUGAUGAUGCGACGGCGAUGGCGAAGGUGUACGACAUGGCAGUAACGCCAGCGCGUCUCUCUCGGAAUGCGACGCUGACGGUGCAGGAGGCGCUAUGGCAGCCGGUGUUGGGGGAGUCUGACUCUACCUGUAAGCAGACGCUGCGCGGGGUGACGGUGCCAACGCUGUUUCUACUAUCAACAGAGUCGUCGUACACGGCGACAGCGAUGGACGCCGUGCCCGCGGCGCAGCGCGCGGCGAGGGAUGCGAUUGGCCUGCCUACCGAGGAUGUCCAGGUCACGCUGCUCCCAACCACGAUCGACGAACAUCGACGCGCGCUCAACGGAAACGGUGCACUGGCCAUGAAGACCGUCAGUGACUUUCUUCAAAGGACUGAUGCGCGCCGUACACAGCUCAAGGCAGGCGCAACAGUUGUCGCCCACGAUGCAAAACCAAAGAAAGGCGUCGCGCCUGUCAAGAGGGUCUGUGCGUGA